AUGUAUGAUUUGCUCCGGAAGAUGGGGUCUAACUUCGCGAUGAGAUUGGACGAGGGAUGCGAUUUGGAGAGCAUCUCGACGAGUUUCGGCGAUUGGGAGGUCUACAAAGCCGGCCAUCCGCGCGAAAGUCGGGCGGGCUUGGUCGGCCUACCGCGUCCCCUCGGCCGGCCCGACCCGCUCUUCUUCCUCGGCUUCGGCGGGCUCGGAGUGGCGUGUCCUCGCAUCCAUUCUCUUCCCCAGUUUGGCUCUACCUUUAAUUGCUCUGGCUCGGCUCAUUCAAAAACUCGCAAAGCUAAUCCUGAUGAUGGUCUUAAGAUAGACUUAUAA
Molecule: messenger RNA, 327 nt
Organism: Puccinia graminis f. sp. tritici CRL 75-36-700-3
Lineage: Eukaryota; Fungi; Basidiomycota; Pucciniomycetes; Pucciniales; Pucciniaceae
Exons: 2
Coding region: 1-327 (108 amino acids)
Source: RefSeq, a predicted model, not a curated record